Molecule: messenger RNA, 651 nt
Organism: Meyerozyma guilliermondii ATCC 6260
Lineage: Eukaryota; Fungi; Ascomycota; Pichiomycetes; Serinales; Debaryomycetaceae
Exons: 1
Coding region: 1-651 (216 amino acids)
Source: RefSeq, a predicted model, not a curated record
AUGAUCUGUGUUGUAUACUGCAUCACUGGAGUUUUGGGACCCGAUAUCUGGGACGUUCAACUCUUGAGUCUUGAUUUGUCGUCAUUGAACAUUGGCGUAGAGCAAGUCACUAUAGACGGCAAAACUGCCUGUGCUGUGCUUGGAUUGGCUUCUCUCUACUUCAACAUCGCUUCUGCAAUGCACAACGUCAAUAAAAAGUUCCUGGAAAAGAACAAGGAUAACGAGGAAAAGGUGCAAACUAAAACCAUGGAAGCUUUUCAUGGACUAUACCCUUUCUUUGGCUACUAUUUGAGUAUCAUAUUGUUGACUUGGGUAUACCCAGACUACUUGUAUACCCACGCCAUGCCAUUGUUGUUGUCCAUUGGCCUUACCAUUGCGUUCUCUGUUGGCCGUAUCAUUUUGGCUCAUUUAACCUUACAAAAGUUCCCCAUGAUCCAGCUCCCCAUGUUCUUGCCUUUAGCCCAAUUGAUAUUGACGCACUUUCUCGUCAACAUUUACAACUAUGACCAGGAUGAUGUCUUACUUUGCGUUAGUUGGCUCGGAUUCGGCGUCACCUUGGGAGUGCAUGGCAUGUUCAUCAACGAAAUUAUCUACGAGAUCACCACCUACUUGGAUAUCUACGCCUUGUCCAUCAAGCACAAGCGUGCCUGA